GUUUAAAGCAGAUGAGUUUGAUGUUCUGCAGCUUCUCCUUCUAUCAAGUCAGUCCACAAAAAGAUCUACCAGGUGGUCUCAGCUUUCAGACUCCACUGGCUCCAGAUUUGUCAUUACAAAGUUACUGUAAGGCAGCUGCUCGAUGGUCUCAGUCUGCUGAUUCCAGCAAAGCUUUUUCAAACUCAUUUUGUUUCCUGUAGCUUUUUCACUUUUCUGUAAGCAGGAGAUUUAGUCCACAGAAACACAUCAGUUUUCCAGGAAAUUUGGCUGAAACUCGUGGUUUGACCAACCAAACACUUUGUCAGCAGGUGACAGUGAGCUGCUUCUUAGAUCAACCUGAAGGUGGCCUCAUUGGUGCCAGAAAACUGGAUCAGCUGAUCCUUGAAAAGCAACAAGUGCUAAAAUGUGUGUAAUCAUCAUACGUCCUGUUUUCUCCACAGAGUUCAGCAGCAACAGUCAGAUGUUCUCGGUGGUCAGUCUGUCCAGCAGAAUCCAGCAGACCUGGACUCCAUAUUCAUGCAUCUUGAGGAGAACGUUGUCACUUUUGUAAAGAAGGAGCUGAAGAAGUUCCAGAAGCUUCUGAGUCCAGAUUACCCAGAAAGCUUAGAGAGGCAGAGUGAGGAUGAGGAGGUGUUGGAUGGUGAGGAUGAAGAGCAGAGGAGCAGCAGCAGAGACGCAUUUCUGAAGAUCACACUGCACUUCCUGAGGAGAAUGAAGCAGGAGGAGCUGGCUGACCGUCUGCACAGCAGAACUGAUGCUCCAGUUGGUCGACGUCAGCUCCAAUCUGAGCUGAAGAAGAAGUAUGAGUGUGUGUUUGAGGGGAUUGCUAAAGCAGGAAACCCGACCCUCCUGAAUCAGAUCUACACAGAGCUCUACAUCACAGAGGGAGGGACUGCAGAGGUCAAUGAAGAACAUGAGGUCAGACAGAUUGAAACAGCAUCCAGGAAAACCACAAGAGCAGAAACAACAAUCAGACAAGAAGACAUCUUUAAAGCCUCACCUGGAAGAGAUGGACCAAUCAGAACAGUGAUGACAAAGGGAGUGGCUGGCAUUGGGAAAACAGUCUUAACACAGAAGUUCACUCUGGACUGGGCUGAAGACAAAGCCAACCAGGACGUCCACUUCACAUUUCCAUUCACUUUCAGAGAGCUGAAUGUGCUGAGAGAGAAAAAGUUCAGCUUGGUGGAACUUGUUCAUGACUUCUUCACUGAAACCAAAGAAGCAGGAAUCUGCAGGUUUGAAGAGUUCCAGGUUGUGUUCAUCUUUGACGGUCUGGAUGAGUGUCGACUUCCUCUGGACUUCCACAACAAUGAGAUCCUGACUGAUGUCACAGAGUCCACCUCAGUGGAUGUGCUGCUGACAAACCUCAUCAGGGGGAAUCUGCUUCCCUCUGCUCGCCUCUGGAUAACCACACGACCUGCAGCAGCCAAUCAGAUCCCUCCUGAAUGUGUUGACAUGGUGACAGAGGUCAGAGGGUUCACUGACCCACAGAAGGAGGAGUACUUCAGGAAGAGAUCCAGAGAUGAGGAGCAGGCCCGCAGAAUCAUCUCCCACAUCAAGACAUCACGAAGCCUCCACAUCAUGUGCCACAUCCCAGUCUUCUGCUGGAUCACUGCUACAGUUCUGGAGGAUGUGUUGAAGACCAGAGAGGGAGGAGAGCUGCCCAAGACCCUGACUGAGAUGUACAUCCACUUCCUGGUGGUUCAGUCCAAAGUGAAGAACAUCAAGUAUGAUGGAGGGCAUGGGACAGAUCCACAGUGGAGUCCAGACAGCAGGAAGAUGAUUGAGUCUCUGGGAAAACUGGCUUUUGAGCAGCUGCAGAAAGGAAACCUGAUCUUCUAUGAAUCAGACCUGACAGACUGUGGCAUCGAUAUCAGAGCAGCCUCAGUGUACUCAGGAGUGUUCACCCAGAUCUUUAAAGAGGAGAGAGGACUGUACCAGGACAAGGUGUUCUGCUUCAUCCAUCUGAGCGUUCAGGAGUUUCUGGCUGCUCUUCAUGUCCACCAGACAUUCAACAAAUCUGGUGUCAACCUGCUGGUCGAAGAAUCAUCAACAUCAAAGUGCUUUAAACUGUUCAGAAAUGACUCAAAACUAACUCAUCUGUACCAGAGUGCUGUGGAUGAGGCUUUGCAGAGUCCAAAUGGACACCUGGACCUGUUCCUCCGCUUCCUCCUGGGUCUUUCACUUCAGAUCAACCAGACUCUCUUACAAGGUCUGAUGAAACACACAGGAAGUGUCUCACAGACCAAUCAGAAAACAGUCAGGUACAUCAAGAAGAAGAUCAGUGAGAAUCUGUCUCCAGAGAGGAGCAUCAAUCUGUUCCACUGUCUGAAUGAACUGAAUGAUGGUUCUCUGGUGGAGGAGAUCCAACAGUCCCUGAGGUCAGGAAGUCUCUCCACAGAUGAACUGUCUCCUGCUCAGUGGUCAGCUCUGGGCUUCAUCUUACUGUCAUCAGAAGAAGAUCUGGACGUGUUUGACCUGAAGAAAUACUCUGCUUCAGAGGAGGCUCUUCUGAGGCUGCUGCCAGUGGUCAAAGCCUCCAACAAAGCUCUGCUGAGUGGCUGUAAUCUGUCAGAGAGAAGCUGUGAAGCUCUGUCCUCAGUUCUCAGCUCCCAGUCCUCCAGUUUGAGAGAGCUGGACCUGAGUAACAACGACCUGCAGGAUUCAGGAGUGAAGCUGCUGUAUGCUGGACUGAAGAGUCCAAACUGUCAGCUGGAGACUCUCAGGUUGUCAGGCUGUAUGAUCACACAGGAAGGCUGUACUUCUCUGGCCUCAGCUCUGAGAUCCAACCCCUCCCAUCUGAGAGAGCUGGACCUGAGCUACAAUCAUCCAGGAGACUCAGGAGUGGAGCUGCUGUCUGCUGGACUGGAGGAUCCACACUGGAGACUGGACACUCUCAGGGUGGAACAUGGUGGACAGCAGAGGCUGAAACCUGGUGUGAGGAAGUGGGCCUGUGAACUCACAGUGGACACAAACACAGUAAACACAAAACUCAAACUGUCUGACAACAACAGGAAGGUGACAUUUGUGAGAGAGGAGCAGCCUCAUCCUGAUCACCCAGAGAGGUUUGACUAUAGGGCUCAGCUGCUGUGUAGAACUGGUCUGACUGGUCGCUGCUACUGGGAGGUCGAGUGGAGUGGAGGAGUUUCUGUAUCAGUGACUUACAGAAGAAUCAGAAGGAAAGGAGACAGCAAUGACUGUGUGUUUGGAUGGAAUAAUCAGUCCUGGAGUCUGAGCUGCUCUGAUGUUGAUGGUUUCUCUGUCAGUCACAAUAAGAGAAGAACACACCUCCCCUCCUCCUCCUCCUCCUCCUCCUCUGUCCCUGACAGAGUUGCAGUGUAUGUGGACUGUCCUGCUGGCACUCUGUCCUUCUACAGAGUCUCCUCUGACACACUGAUCCACCUCCACACCUUCAACACCACAUUCACUGAACCUCUUUAUGCUGGAUUUGGGUUCUGGUUCUGGUCGUUCGGUUCCUCCUCAGUGUCUCUGUGUUCAGUGUAGGAGGGAGAGUCUCCUCCUGUUAGAGAAACACACACACACACUUUGUGUGAGGCACACUGACUCAUUAUCACAACAAAGUGUUUGAAUUUCGUGUUUUUGCUGACUGCACUGCACACACACAGUUUGAAAUAAGUUGAAAUCCUUUUAAAUCUGUUUUCAUUCAGGUUUUGUCACAAAUAAUCUAAUAAUAUAUAUAAUAUAAUAAGCGUGUUUAUCCAAUAAAAUCAGGUUCCAGACUCUCACAUCAUCUAAAGAUUUUUUCCUGAUCACUUUGAUAUUAAUGUUGAUGUUAUUGGUGUGUAAUUGAUCCUGGGAAGGUUGAAAGCUGUCAGAAAUCCUUCAGAGUCAUUUCCACAGUAAAUCUGUGUAUAUGAAUGGAUGGAGGUGAGUGUCAGUGUUCCAGGGAUAUAAGAAACAUGUUGAUGAGACAUUCUGACACUUCUGUCAAAAAUCAACUCAUAUUGUAAAACAUCAAAAUGUUCAUUUUCAUGCAUUUUGUCUUUCUUCUUCACUUCUGCUGUUUGUCUUAAAUUUGGGCUGAAUGAGACAUUUUUAGCACUACACUUCCCAUCAUUCUUUGGGUGAUGUAACAGGAAGUGUAGUGUUGCAGUGGAGUCAGUCGCUGUGUGUCUGUAGUUGCUCCACUUCCCCUCAGGCCCUGGUACUACAGAACAGCAUCCGUCACACAGAGGCCACUUGGAGAGCAGAGGGAAAGUGGAGGGUGGAGGAGCAGGGAGUCCAAUCCAAUGAACUGGUCCUUGUCCACUCUGAGCCAGCAGAUGGACCAGCAGUUGUCUCCUCGGAGCUUCAGCUGACUGCUGGUACUUUGGAUGAUGUUUUAAUUGUUGUUCUGCUUUGCUGCCAGGUCAGUUUGCACUGCAGGUACUGCAGAUAAUAAAAACACAAAUGAAGACUGAGACAUGA
Molecule: messenger RNA, 4428 nt
Organism: Scatophagus argus
Lineage: Eukaryota; Metazoa; Chordata; Actinopteri; Scatophagidae
Product: protein NLRC3-like
Exons: 9
Coding region: 517-3504 (995 amino acids)
Molecular function (GO): protein binding
Source: RefSeq, a predicted model, not a curated record